Tripterygium wilfordii is the source of this 767-nucleotide messenger RNA. RefSeq names its product ricin B-like lectin R40G3. Lineage: Eukaryota; Viridiplantae; Streptophyta; Magnoliopsida; Celastrales; Celastraceae. The transcript has 4 exons. The record is from RefSeq and is a predicted model, not a curated record. The coding region runs from base 31 to 498 and encodes 155 amino acids.
UUAUCUCAUUCCCGGCUUAUCCAGUUAACAAUGUCUGCAACAGUACUAACUAUAUCAACCGAACCUUCUUAUAGGGUGUACUGUAAGGAUUGUCCCGACUACAACAUAGCCGUUGGUGUAGGCAUGGCCAUUCUUGCCCCAACUAAUAAAAAUGAUUACCGUCAGUAUUGGUACAAAAAAGAUAGCGAUGAGAUGGACACAUGGGGCUUUCCUGCAUUUUCUCUGGUUAAUAGAGCAACUGGUCAGACCCUACAACAUUCCUUCGAUCAUCCUAUUCCUGUGAGAUUGGUUUACAAUCCAAGUGAUCUUGACAGGUCUGUCUUGUGGGCACAAGCAGAAGAUCGAGGUGAAGGUUUCAAGGCUAUAAGGAGUCUUGAUUGCAAAUCGCAUUUGGAAGCUUGUGCUUUGUACAUCUAUUCAUAUCAUGGUGCUAUUAUUAUUGGUGGAGUAUGGGAUGAAGGAAAAAAUCAGCUAUGGAAAAUUGAGCCCCACAGUUGAUUACUCGUGCUGGUGUUGCCUUCUUUGGGAGCUGCAUGUCAUGUAUUUGUACUUGGUGAUACAUGCCACCGUCUCUUUAUGUGUUUCAUGUUUCUGUCAUAUAAUAAAAGCUUGAUAUGGCUGUCACUCGAGGAUGUUGCCAUUUCUUAGAGCUUGAAAUAAAAGUUCGAACUCUCUCUUUGUGUGUUUAUGCUUCUACCAUGUAAUAAAAGCUCGAUGUUGUUGUCUUCUUAUAAUUUGGAAUAAAAGUUUGUAUUGCAUAUGAAAUC